Molecule: messenger RNA, 915 nt
Organism: Cadophora gregata
Lineage: Eukaryota; Fungi; Ascomycota; Leotiomycetes; Helotiales; Ploettnerulaceae
Exons: 3
Coding region: 1-915 (304 amino acids)
Source: RefSeq, a predicted model, not a curated record
AUGCCACGCUCAGAUGUUGAAUUCAAAACCGCUGACGGAGUUACUCUCCGCGGCUGGCUUUACACACCAACAACCGAAACUAAGGACCGUCUUCCAUGUCUGGUCAUGUCACAUGGCUUCACUGCACUCAAGGAGAUGGAUCUCGACACCUUCGCAGAACGCUUCACAUCUCAUCUUCCACUAACUUGUCUCGUGUACGACAACCGAGGAUUUGGUGACAGCGAUCACAAGCCUGGAAGCCCACGCCAAGAAAUUAUCCCCUCAAUUCAGACAAGUGACAUCUCAGAUGCUAUAACUUACGCACAGUCGCGAGACGAAGUUGACCCAAGCAAAAUUGGGAUUUGGGGUAGCUCUUACAGCGGCGGUCAUGUUCUCUGGGUUGGAGCUGUUGACAGACGUGUCAAAGCAGUUCUCUGUCAAGUGCCUAUGGUAGACGGAUGGGCGAACUUCCAUCGCUUGAUUCGUCCAGAUUAUAUUGGAGGAUUGAAUGCGAUGUUCCAGGCCGAUCGUCAAGCACGAGCAACUGGCAAAGACGCUGGCGUGCUUCCGGUGGUUGAUGCAGACCCCUCGAAGCCGUCAGCGCUACCAACCCCUGACGCCCAUAUCUUCAUGACUGAGUGGGGGAAGAAGAGCAACUGGAAGAACGAAGUCACUGUGAAAACUAUGGAAGCUCUUCGAGAGUACAAUCCCUCAGCCCAUGUCCACCACAUCAGUCCCACGCCUUUGCUCAUGACUGUUGCGGAAAAUGACGUACUCACGCCGACAGACCUCGCCCUUGAGGCUUACUCGAGAGCUCUGGAGCCGAAAGAGCUGCAUAUCUUGCCCGGUGGCCAUUUCGAUGGGUAUUCUGGUCCAAAUUUUGAACGCAAUGCCGGAAGGCAGGUUGAGUUCUUGAAGAAGACUUUGUGUAAGUAA